AUAUAUAUAUAUAUAUAUAUAUAUAUAUAUAUAUGCUGCAAUAUCAGGGUUUGAUGAGCGCAAGACAUACGUUGAUCUGUACUUUUUACAUUUUACUCUUGAGAUGAACACAAGCAAAAAUAAAAUGACUGGUGAAAAGCUUCUCAACGCUACAAGUUAUGAAUAUAUAUAUUUUAAAGGAGUGCUUUUCCAAUCAUCUCAUUUCUAUUCCAUCUGUCUGCUGGCCACAACUUCAAUGAACUACCCUCAAAUAGAAAAUCAAAUGAUAUCGAGUUCAAAUAUAUAAAGGCUUUGUGGUUCUGGAAUGUUCCGGUGAAAUGGAUGGGUGGUGGACCCACCCUGGGGCAAAGACAAGAUCAGAGGGAAAGAGGGGAAGCUUAUGCAGGUCUCCCACCCACUGGGGAGGCUAUGACGUAGGUGAUAUUGUAUGAAAAAGAUAAAUUGUGUCUGAACAUUGGAUGGACCAAACACAACCUCCAUACCAGCAGGUGUAAAGGUAAGCCAUUUACUUUAUUCUCCCACUGCCGUGAAAUGUUCAUGUUUGCAUUGAGUUACAUGUUAGUGUACGUGUGUAAGCACACAUUUCUGUGUGAUGGUCCAUUUGAAGUCUUUAGGGUGUGGAAGCACACAUUUAUACAUUCUGUGUGAUGGUCCAUUUGAAGUCUCGAUGGUUUGAUUGACAGUUUUACAUUUACAUACGCAUUUGACAUUUUUUUUUUUUUUGACAUAUUCGGUUUUGAAGAAUAAUUUUCAUUUUUUCUUUUUUGCUUAACAGCAUUUUGCUCACAAAAUAUCUGAUUAGUUGAUAUUAUUGUAUUACUUUUUUUAUUCAUUUACAUCAAUAAACAGAAUAGGAGAGGGUUGAAAGGCUGAUUUCUGAUGCUUUUGAUAACUUAAAUUCUCUUUGAAGUGUGUGUGUGAGUGUGCAUGUGCUGUGUGCAUGGUCCUUGUAAACUCUACAAUGCAUUAUGUAUGCACAAGAAUGGCAAUACAAUGAUGGGACUUUUUUCCAGUAAGGUAAAAAGCUUAUCAUACUGAAUUAUGUGGUUUUGACAAUGUGUGUGUCUGAGCUCACGAGUAUGCAGAUGAAUGUCACUGAAACGUGUGAUCUCCUAAAUGAGUCUUCUUAUAAAUACCCAUGAUUCAGAAAACAACCAUUUGUACCGGUUUCUAAUUACAUUUCUUUCUUACAGAAACUAACUUUGGUUCAAAACGCAUUCAAAAUGAUGCUACUUGUGAUGCUCAUUUUGAUGAUGUCAGUGGCGAUUCAAGACACAUACUCUUCUUCAGAGCAUUUUCAAUACUUAAAAGAUGAAACUCCUGAAGAAGCAUCAUUCCGGGUUCUCAGGAGAACUGAUCCUCGUCCCACAGCUGGAUCUCCUUCUCCCAAGCUCUCAAUGCACUUCUCUAUGGGUGCAGAUCCUCAGCGGAGCACGUGGUGGUUGUCUCCAGAAAAGCCUUACACAAAAAGAAGGCAGCCUGUUGCAUACUACAACCUCAAUUCCUUUGGUCUCCGCUAUGGGAAGAGAGAACAGAACAUGCUUGCCGGAUUUAAACAGAAGAUUCAUGUAAAGUGAGGUCCAGUAGACCCUUUUUUUCAGUUGUACUGUAUAUUGUUCUAGUGUUCUUUGUGACCCUUUAAUCAUCGGUAUGUGAUUGAAUGUACUGAUGGAUUAAUAUGUGAACUGAACAUCUAAGACAGCA
Molecule: messenger RNA, 1704 nt
Organism: Pimephales promelas (fathead minnow)
Lineage: Eukaryota; Metazoa; Chordata; Actinopteri; Cypriniformes; Leuciscidae
Gene: kiss1
Product: KiSS-1 metastasis suppressor
Biological process (GO): G protein-coupled receptor signaling pathway; positive regulation of cytosolic calcium ion concentration
Molecular function (GO): kisspeptin receptor binding
Source: RefSeq, a predicted model, not a curated record